AUGGAUGAAGGAGUAGACAUGUCAAGCAAAUUCCUACCAAGGUUUGACAUUGGUAAUAAGUUUACACCAUAUGUGGAUGGUGGGGCAGUUGGUAGUUGGCCAAAAUGUGGAAACACCAUCAGACAGUUAGCCCAAAACAGAGCCCACCACAAUCUGACAGUGGGCCAGACAACUCCACUCAUUAUUUUGGACAUGCCCGAACGUGCUUGUCUCUGUCUGACACGGUCACAUGCUUAA
This is a messenger RNA of Sphenostylis stenocarpa, 237 nucleotides long. NCBI's taxonomy places the organism in Eukaryota, Viridiplantae, Streptophyta, Magnoliopsida, Fabales, Fabaceae. The record is from the annotation of a GenBank genome assembly.